Triticum turgidum subsp. durum (durum wheat) is the source of this 1290-nucleotide messenger RNA. The record is from the annotation of a GenBank genome assembly. Lineage: Eukaryota; Viridiplantae; Streptophyta; Magnoliopsida; Poales; Poaceae.
AUGGUGCCGCCGCCUCCUGCAGCCCGGGAAGAGAUCGUCGAUGAUCCGCCGGCGGAGCAUCAGCCGUCGUCAUCACCAGCAACGAAGCCGUGCUGGAAGGCGACGACGAGCAGCCUUGUGUUUCUUGUGUUUCUUGCUUUGCUCGUCGGCACCAACUGGAUCCACCACGAAGCUGUUCAACAGUACUACUCGUUCCAUCCGGUCAUCGGCGGCGGCAGUUUCAGUCGGCAUGGGCGUGCUCCUGGCCGCACCCGCUCAUCGACGGCGUCCCUCGUACCCAUACCCUUCAGCUGCGGCAACGACACGUCGUCCCCGUCACUCUGCCGCCGCCGCGCAUCACCGCCAGCACCAGCACCAUCACCAUCACCAUCCUCGUCAUCACAGCAACAAUACUCCCCGGGCGUGCCGCCACCUUGGUGCCAGGACUACUUCCGCCACAUCCACACGGACAUGGAGCCAUGGCGAGCGACGGGGAUCACGCGAGACGCGGUGGAGCGCGCCCGGCCCAAUGCGGAGUUCCGGCUCGUGGUGGUCUCCGGGCGCGCCUACGUGGAGAAGGAGCCCUACGCGUUCUGGAAGGGCAACCCCGACGUCUCGCCGGUGCGCCGCGAUCUCUUCCGGUGCAACAACGACUCCGCCGCCGGCAAGGAAUGGAACGUGCGGGCGUUCAAGCAGGACUGGAAAGCCGCCCACCGCAACGGCUUCAGGGACUCCGACCUGGCGAAGCAGUGCCGGUACAGGUACAAGAUCUACGUGCAGGGACGGGCGUGGUCGGUGAGCGAGAAGUACAUCCUCGCCUGCGACUCGCCGAUGCUGGCCAUCGACACGCCCUUCGAGGACUUCUUCACCCGGGGGCUCGUCGCCGGCAAGCACUACUGGCCCAUCGACCCGGCGCGCAAGUGCGCCGCCAUUAAGUUCGCCGUCGACUGGGGCAACGCCCACCCGGGGCAGGCGCGGCGUAUGGGCGAAGAAGGCAGCGGGUUCGCGAGGGAGGAGAUGAGCAUGGACUACGUAUACGAGUACAUGCUCCACGCGCUGACGCAGUACAGUGCGCUGCUCCGGUACAAGCCCACCGUGCCCGAGAAAGCCGUGGAGGUCUGCGUCGAGUCCAUGGCCUGCCCCAGACGUGGCCGCGAGAGGGAGUUCAUGAUGGAGUCCAGGGAGAGGUACGUGGCCGGGCGCGAGCUGUGCACGCUGCCGCCGCCGUUCACUGCCGAGGAGGUAAGGGAAAUGGCUGUCAGGGACGAGCAGGUGCGAAGCAAAAUACUCCAGAUGGAGGAGGGACACUAG